AGAGCAAGCAUGGACGUUCGUUAGAGCAAUGGGUCUUGACCAAAAUACAAAAAAAAAAAAAACACACACACACACAGAGAUCAAAUCUGUUUCAGUCCAGCUUUGUUUCACUGAAAACAGAGUAAUUUGAAAAGGUUGAACUUUUUAAUAGAGAGAAAGAGGUGGAAGAUGUCUAGUGAGAGGCACGCUUCUUCCAACUCCGCACCUCCACAAGAAACCGCUAUGUUCCUUGAUAUACUGCAUGAGGCGCCGUUAUUUGGUCACCGGAAACCAAGGAGUAUCGUUGGCGGUGUUUUUUACUGUUUCAUACUGGCAGGUUAUGCAAUUUUGGCUGCAGCGGCUCCUUGGAUAUUUAGGCCUAUAGAGAAUUUCGUCUUACCAGUGCUUUGUAGCUGCGAUGUUGUUCUUCUAAUAGUCACAGGCAUUUUUCAACAAUAUCUGGUUUAUCAAGUCCAGAAGAUACGUCUACAGGGUUAUUAUAGUUUCAGCCAGAAGUUGAAGCAUAUUGUCCGUCUACCAUUUGCCAUUACUGCAUACGGAACUGCUGCAAUGAUGCUUGUCAUGGUGUGGAAAACCUACAUCAGUAUUCUUUCCACAUCUGUCAUUCUCAGGAUUAUUAUGUUGGUUGAAGCAGUAUGUUCUGGGUUCUUUAUGAGUGUGUAUAUCGGUUAUGUACACCAGUACAAUUCAUUGGAUUCUCAGCCUGAUGUUUUGAAGUCAUUAUAUUCUCCCCUUCAACCAUCAAGUCCUUUGGAAGAUUUGAGGUAUCAUGAUGGUGGUCGACUCUCUGACCAGCAAAUGGCUUUACUGCAGUAUCAGCGUGAAAACCUUCAUUUUCUGAGUGAGGAGAUUCUUCGAUUGCAAGAGUGCUUAAGCAAAUAUGAAGGAUCUAAUGAUGGAAGCACACCGCAGGUUGAUCUUGCCCAUCUGUUAGCAGCUCGUGAUCAAGAAUUACGAACAGUUUCUGCUGAGAUGAACCAACUGCAGUCUGAGCUAAGACUUGCCCGUUCUUUGAUGGCUGAGAGGGAUGCAGAAGUCCAGCGAGUUCGAACAACCAACAAUCAGUAUGUCGAAGAGAAUGAAAGGCUGAGAGCUAUUCUAGGAGAAUGGAGCGCCCGAGCUGCGAAGCUUGAACGAGCUUUGGAGGUUGAGCGGAUGUCAAACCUUGAACUACAAAAGAAGAUUUCAACACUAAGAAGUUCGGCACAUACAUCAGCUGGACCAAGCGAGCAGCAGGGAACCUAAGUACUUCCUACGGAAGCACAUGUAUAGACUCAUUGUUGACUACUCCCAACACUUGGGGGUGAAAUCAAUCUUUUUAUUCUGUGGUUAAAACAAACUUUAGGCCUGAUGACAUAUAUGCUUUAUUGUAGUUUCUUUGAUUUUUUUUUCACUUUUUCCCCUUGAUUUCUUUCGCUUAGGGGAAGGAGUGGUUCUGGCAAUGUUCUGGGACCUGUACAUAACUGUGUAUUCCCUUUUUUUUCCCCUUUGUUGGAUGCUGAAAUUUGAAUGAUAUCAGCCCAGACUGCCAUUUACAUUAAAUUUUAUU
Molecule: messenger RNA, 1549 nt
Organism: Theobroma umbraticum
Lineage: Eukaryota; Viridiplantae; Streptophyta; Magnoliopsida; Malvales; Malvaceae
Source: RefSeq, a predicted model, not a curated record